AUGGCGUCCAAGGCCUCGAAUGCCGGUCUGGAGGCAAAGACGCCGAGUAAAAGUCGCUCGAAGAGCCGUUCGAAAAGUCGAUCCCCGGGACCCAAGGGCACGUCGAAGAGGUCGAAAACCAACGAUUACCGCUCGGAUGGCGUCAAGGACUAUGAUGUCCUCAAUCUGCCCGUCAGAGACUACAAGAUAAUGCUCGUCAUCACUGCAAUUGCAACAGUGGUGCGGCUGUUCAGGAUCUACCAGCCUACCAGCGUUGUCUUCGACGAGGUCCACUUCGGAGGCUUCGCUACCAAGUAUAUCAAAGGCAAAUUCUUCAUGGACGUCCACCCACCGCUGGCUAAACUGCUCAUCACCCUCGCUGGUUACCUCGCCGGGUUCACGGGAAAUUUUGACUUCAAGGAAAUUGGCAAGGAUUAUAUAGAACCUGGUGUUCCUUACGUUGCCAUGCGCAUGCUUCCCGCUAUCCUGGGCGUGUUGACCGUCCCUACCAUGUUCCUUACGCUGAAAGCAACAGGCUGCCGCACUUCUACUGCAUCGUUCGGUGCUCUCCUGGUCACCUUUGUAGAAAACGCACUCGUCACCCAGUCACGCUUCAUUCUGUUGGACUCUCCUCUGAUUAUCUUCACUGCCUUGACUGUUCUAUCUUUCGUCUCGUUCUCCAACCAGCACGAACAGGGCCCGCCAAAGGCCUUCGGAUCUUCUUGGUGGUUCUGGCUGGUGGCAUCCGGACUGUUCCUUGGUGCAACCGCCAGCGUGAAAUGGGUUGGUCUCUUCACGAUUGCGUGGGUUGGAUCAUUGACCCUUGUCCAACUCUGGGUUCUCCUCGGUGAUCCAAAGACUGUUACUGCGCACAUCUGGUUCAAACACUUCUUUGCUCGUGCCUUCUGUUUAAUUGUCAUCCCUGUUGGCUUCUACAUGGCCAUGUUCGGAGUUCACUUCCUCUGCCUCCGAAACCCCGGCGAGGGUGACGGAUUCAUGUCCUCUGAAUUCCAAGCAACUCUCAACUCAAAGGGGAUGAGUGACACUCCCGUAGAUGUCGUCUUUGGGUCUCGAGUAUCAAUUAGACACCACAAUACCCAGGGAGGCUAUCUCCACUCGCACAACCACAUGUAUCCCGGUGGAAGCAAGCAGCAGCAAAUCACCCUUUACCCACACAAAGAUGACAACAACGUUUUCAUUCUUGAGAACCAGACCCAGCCUCUUGGGCCAUAUGGCCAGGUCCCUGGACCAAAGGCUUGGGACAACAUUACUACCGAACACAUCAUGGAUGGCAGCACCAUCAAGCUCUACCACGUAAAUACUGAUAGACGCCUUCACUCUCAUGAUGUUCGUCCUCCGGUUACCGAAGCCGAUUGGCAGUUCGAAGUUUCAGCCUAUGGUUAUGAAGGAUUCGAAGGAGAUGCCAAUGAUCUCUUCCGUGUGGAAAUUGUCCCUUCCAUGUCUGACGGAGCAGAGGCAAAGAAGAGGCUGAGGACCAUCCAGACAAAGUUCAAGCUUGUACACGUUAUGACUGGUUGUGUCUUGUUCUCUCACAAAGUGAAGCUACCAGAAUGGGGUUUCGAGCAACAGGAGGUUACCUGUGCCAAGGGCGGUUCUCUGCCCAACAGUAUCUGGUACAUUGAACAGAACAGCCAACCCGCUCUUCCUGACGAUGCUGAGAAAGUGAACUACAAGGUUCCUGGCUUCCUCGCCAAGUUCUGGGAGCUUCACAAGGUUAUGUGGAGGACAAACGCUGGCCUCGUCGACUCUCAUGCCUGGGACUCCCGUCCUCCAUCCUGGCCUAUCCUGUCCCGUGGUAUCAACUUCUGGGGUAGAAACCACCGUCACAUCUACCUUAUCGGCAACCCAAUCAUCUGGUGGACUUCUACCGCCACAGUUGUCGUCUGGGUACUCUUCAAGGGUGUUGCCGUCCUCCGAUGGCAGCGUGGCUUCAAGGACUACAACAAUGUUCACUUUAAGCGCUUCGAUUACGAGGUCGGCCAAACCCUCCUCGGCUGGGCUCUUCACUACUUCCCAUUCUACCUCAUGGCUCGCCAGCUUUUCCUCCACCACUAUCUCCCUGCUCUGUACUUUGCCAUCCUGGCAUUCUGUCAGACUUACGACUUCGUCGCUAACAGGUUUAGCAAGCCAUCCAUCUUUGGCAAGCUGUUCACCGUUGGAUUCUUGUCCCUCAGUGUUGCUGCCUUCUGUAUCUUUUCACCACUGGCAUAUGGCAACAUUUGGACCAGAGACAUGUGCCAGAAGACCAAGUUGAUCUCUACCUGGGACUUCGACUGCAACCUUUACCAUACUGACCUAUCCCAAUAUUCUACCCCUGAGGUUAUCAGCACCUCAAAUGCCGCCCAGACUUCCAUAGCUGCUCCGCCCGUGCAGCAGCAGCAGCAGCAGCCACCUCAGGUAGAACAGAAGCAAGAACAUCAACCUGAACAGCAACCGGAACAGCAACCUGAACAGCAACCCGAACAGCAGGAGAACCAAGUUCCUGUUCAACCCGAAUCAGUUGAUUCCCCACUACAGCCACCAGCAGUGGACCCAGAACUUCGUAAAGUCCGUGAAGUCGAGUACCGCGAUUCUGAAGGCAACAUUCUCAGUGAGGAACAAGUCAAACUCCUCCAGGACCAGGGAGAAAUCUCGUUCGAAACCCGCUACGAGACUCGCACCAGACUAAUCGACUCUCAAGGCCGAGAAAUCCCUAGGGAAGUUCUUGUCGCACCCGAACACCCAGACGUGCAGGGAUCUAACCCGGAAACCGUUCCUAAGAACGAACCAAAAGCUCCAGCUAAUAAGCCAGCUGAUGUUGAGGGAGAGAGUCAAUCCAUAGAGAGGAAAGAAGAAAAGCCAAAGCCAGCUAGCGAGGCUAAAGCCGCUACAAACUAA
Nannizzia gypsea CBS 118893 is the source of this 2877-nucleotide messenger RNA. Its product is annotated as dolichyl-phosphate-mannose-protein mannosyltransferase 1. Gene Ontology annotation, molecular function: dolichyl-phosphate-mannose-protein mannosyltransferase activity. Bases 1 to 2877 code for a protein of 958 amino acids. Gene Ontology annotation, cellular component: endoplasmic reticulum; membrane. Gene Ontology annotation, biological process: protein O-linked glycosylation via mannose. The record is from RefSeq and is a predicted model, not a curated record. Lineage: Eukaryota; Fungi; Ascomycota; Eurotiomycetes; Onygenales; Arthrodermataceae. The transcript has 5 exons.